AUGAGCGAAAGAGGCGGAGGUAAUAGAGGAAGAGGAGGUGAAGGAGGUAGAGGAAGAGGUAGAGGUGGAGGUGACGGAGGAGGAAGGGGAAGAGGUAGAGGCGGAGGUGACAGAGGUGGCCGCGGCGGAGGCAGAGGAAGAGGUGGUGAAGGUGGAAGGGGAAGAGGUGGUAGAGGUGGUAGAGGUGGAUACCAACAAUACCCACAACAACAACACGACACCAACCAACAAUUCAAUCAAGAAGAAGAAGACGAGGAAGAAGAGGAAGAGCAAGUUCAACAACAACAACAACAAUAUGUUGCUCCAGCUCCAGUUCAACGUGCUCCUUCAGCCAGUCCAUCAACUCAAGUGGCUCCAUCAACCCCCCCUCCACAACAACAACAAACACCAGUUGCUCAACCAACAACAUCUACUACUAGUACUACUAGUACAACUAGUACUACAAGUACUGCUGCUGCUGCCACUGCAGGUACCAUUAUUACUGCAGGAGCUGAAAGACGUGGUCGUUUUAGAGAAGCUGAUAUUGAUGUUACUGAUCUUGCCACUAGAAAGAACCCUCCAUCUAGAGCAGGAGCUAUUACCAAGUUGGCUGUUAAUCAAUUCCAACUCAAGUUUACUACCCAACGUUUGUACCAAUACGCCGUCGAUUUUAAUCCACACGUUGACAAUCGUGCCACUAAAUGGGAGAUUCUCACCUCGUUCAAGGCUGAAAUCGGCUUGUUCAUGUAUGAUGGUGUUGGUGUCCUCUAUGCCACCAAACAAAAGGCUACUACUACCUACACUUCCACCAAUGGUACCAAAGUAACUCUUCAAUUUGUCAAAGAGAUUACUCAAGCUGAUCCAUCUGCCAUUCAUUUUUAUAAUAUUUUAUUUAAAAGAUUUAUGAGAGAUAUGGGAUUUUCAAUUAUUGGUAGACAAUACUUUAAUAGUAGUAAGAUUCAUCGUAUCGAAAAUCAUAACCUUGAAGUAUGGCCAGGUUUCUUUACCUCUGUCAAUCACAUUGCUGUCGGUACCUCAUUGUUGGCAGAUGUAGCUCACAAGAUUGUUAGAACCCAACACUUGUGGGAUUUCAUCAAGGAGCAAAGAGCCAACCGUGUCAAUGACACUGAUAUCAACAACAAGCUUGCUGGUAGUAUCAUCAUCACCAAGUACAACAACAAGACGUACAGAGUCUCGCUUAUUGAUUUCAAAAAGAGCGUCAAGGAAUCUUUUGACAGUUCUUCUGGCAAGAUCACUUAUUUGGAUUACUAUCGUAAACAAUAUCCAAACUACAAGAUCACUGACCCCAACCAACCACUUAUUGGUUGUGAUGUCAAACAUCGUGGUGUUUUGGAACGUAUCUAUAUUGUUCCAGAGUUGAGUUUCCUCACCGGUCUCUCUGAGGAAAUCAGCUCCAAUCGUAAGAUCAUGAUGGAUCUCUCUAAUCACACCAUCAUUACACCCGAACAACGUCUCCGUACUCUUACAGGAUUUGUUCAAGACCUUAGAACCAAUCCAAAGGUUUCUACUACUGUUAAAGAGUGGGGAUUUGAAAUUGGUAAUGCUCUUCCAGUCGAUGGUUACAAAUUACCUGAUCCUCAAACCGACCAAACCAUGAAGGUGUUAAAGGGUAACAAAUGGGCUAUUCUCGCUGGCAACAGAGAUAUGGGUAGCGGUGUCGCAUUCUCGCACAAGUUUAACAAGUUGUCCGAUAUGGCUACCCCCGACCAAAUCCUUGUUGGCGGCAACCCAAUGAACCCCGCUAGUUGGGUCGCUGACUUGCGCAAGCUCACUGGCAAGGGAUACCUCUUUGUAUUGGCAAUCAUUCCAGCUGGUAAAAAGGACAUUUACGACGCCAUUAAAAAGGAGUCGUUAACUCGUCUCAGAAUGAUCACUCAAUGUGCCAUGGCACGUACACUUGAAAAAGAAGGUACGUCUGUCGCUGUCAAGAUCACUCACCAGGUCAUUGCCAAGCUCGGUCGUAGUCCAUGGCACCUAAAGCAAGCACUACCAUCAGCCAUCCCCAAAAAGACCAUGGUUGUCGGUAUCGAUGUUGGUCACAACUCUGAUCAACGUGGCAAGUCUGUUGUAGGUUUUGUCAGCUCUGUCGAUGAAAACUACACCCUCUUCCACACUACUGCUAUCUGUCAAUCGAAACCAGGCAAGGAGAUUGUUGAAUCGCUCAAACCGUCCAUGGCGUCGGCAUUAAAAGCUUACUAUGACAGAAACAAGACAUUGCCAGAGGUUGUCAUUGUGUAUCGUGAUGGUGUAGGUGAUGGUAUGCUUGGCCUCGUCAGAAAGUUUGAAGUAGCUGCAAUCAAGGAAGCAUUUGCUGAAGCUCCUUCCAUCUGGGGUAUCAAACCCAAACUCUUGUACUGUGUUGUUAAAAAGAACACCAACACUAGAUUCUUUGACACCAACAAUCAGUAUGGUAAUCCUGCCCCUGGUACCAUCGUUGACAAGGGUUGUACCCAUACCAACUGGUACGAUUUCUACCUCGUAUCUCAACGUGCCAUCAACAAGGGUUCGAUCAAUCCAACCCAUUAUCAUGUUAUCGUAGAUGAAACAGAGAUAUCUGCUGAACAUUUCCAAAUCUUCACCUAUCACAUGUGCUUUUUGGAGUAA
This is a messenger RNA of Cavenderia fasciculata, 2604 nucleotides long. RefSeq lists its product as uncharacterized. The transcript has 4 exons. Gene Ontology annotation, biological process: regulatory ncRNA-mediated gene silencing. The coding region runs from base 1 to 2604 and encodes 867 amino acids. Lineage: Eukaryota; Evosea; Eumycetozoa; Acytosteliales; Cavenderiaceae. Gene Ontology annotation, cellular component: P granule. The record is from RefSeq and is a predicted model, not a curated record. Gene Ontology annotation, molecular function: piRNA binding; protein binding.